Exophiala xenobiotica is the source of this 2928-nucleotide messenger RNA. RefSeq lists its product as uncharacterized. Bases 273 to 2249 code for a protein of 658 amino acids. Lineage: Eukaryota; Fungi; Ascomycota; Eurotiomycetes; Chaetothyriales; Herpotrichiellaceae. Gene Ontology annotation, molecular function: DNA binding; zinc ion binding; DNA-binding transcription factor activity, RNA polymerase II-specific. The transcript has a single exon. Gene Ontology annotation, biological process: regulation of DNA-templated transcription; DNA-templated transcription. The record is from RefSeq and is a predicted model, not a curated record.
CCACAAGCUUGAGAAGCCCGAAGCGCCAUCUCCGUCUUGGUGCAUGAUUGUGGGAUGACCGGAGAUCCUCUGGACUGGGAUCUCAGGCCUUUCCCAUCGAACCCUCGAUAGCGCCACCUUUGUUCGCAGCGAUCUUCUAGAGGCGGACAAAAACGGUCUGGAAGGCCUUCGAGCACAUUACACAAGAUCUGCCAUUUUAAUGGGAGAUUGCUUCCGUCUGUAACACCUGAGCCACUUCCAAUUGUUAUUGAAGCACACCCAGAGUCUCAAAAAUGUCGACAGCUGACAAUUCGACGACGUCCGCCAACGCCUCUAAAGGCCGAUCGAAGCCGCCAAGUCUGCUCGCUUGUAUACCGUGUCGCCGUAGUCAUCUGAAAUGUAGUGGUGAAAAGCCGUUAUGCAAGCGGUGCGCCGAGCGGAACAGCGACUGUUUCUGGGUAGAAUCCAGAAGAGGAUACCGGGAAUUCAGAAAGCCCCAAUCCUCCAUCGACGACAAAGGUUCUGAGAGGCCGACCAGAAAUGAUGCCAUAUUCCACGAAUCGCAAGCUCCCCACCUUCAACCAUCCUUUCAAGGGGUCGACGAGGCUGACCCUUCUGAAAUACGGUCCCUUACCUACGACGAACUCUUUCCUCUCGGCAUAGAUCCAACCUUCACCACGAUGCCGCUGGAGCUGCAGACAAUUUACCAUGGGCCCUCCAGUCCAGGCGGACAAAGUGAUUCAACCAUGUCGAUUCCUCGAGAACCUAGCUCGACCGGUCCUAGGAGGGGAGGUGAUGACCUGAUCGACCUGUUCUAUAAGCAUUUUCACCCUGCUCACCCUUUUAUCAUACCGAGGAAGACAUACAUUGACAGCCCAUUAACUCUACCCAAGCCAUUGCGGGCUGUCAUUCACUACCUAGCAAGCCACUAUGUUCCUGGGACAAACCAAAAUGCCCUGGAGACUGCCGCCAAAGGCAUCUUCUCAGACGACGUUCCUGACGAUGGAUACAGAGUCCAAGGUCUUCUCCUCUACGCCAUGACGUGCUUCUCGCGCUUUACCCAAGAGGAAGGAGCCAAAGCACUCGAGCAAGCCAUCGACAUCGCUCUGAGAAUCGGCAUGAACAGACAGAGCUUCGCCAUCCAGCAUGGCCGCAACGACCCAACCAUACAAGAGUCAUGGCGUCGGACAUGGUGGUCACUGUUCAUUGUGGAAGCCACCGUCGUCGUCAUCGGUGGGCAAUCACAACCAUUCAGACUAUACACAACCUUCACCGACGUCCCUCUGCCGGGCGACGACGAGGACUACAAUGACGCUCGAUCCUCACCUCUUCCUCGCAGCCUUGCCGAUCUCCGGAAUCGCACCUUCUCUGAAGACACAUACGCAUACUCGUCCUUCGCCUACGCCAUCGAGGCAGCAUAUAUCCUCGGCUCGGUACUGGCCCUUGGACCAGACACCUUCGCCGUGACCGAUCCACAAGUCGAAGCCAUCGAUGCCAGCAUCACGAACUAUUUCCUCUCCCUGCCCCCAGCCAAGAGGGAAGUCAUAGGCCAAUGCGGCCUCGUCGAUGAAAACCUCCUCGUCGCCCAUCUGCUCAUCAACUGGGCUGCCAUCAGCCUGCAUCGACCUCGAUCCAGCCUGACCUUUAUCCGCAACCACUACCGCACAACAUGCACAAGGGCCGAAGCCGCCGGCCUUCCUGCGCUGGCGUACUCGUCACACACAGCCAAAGCCCUCCGCGCGGCCAACAACAUCGUCAACCUUGCCACUGUUCAACACUCUAUGAUCGAUGCACCCCCUGUGCUGAUGUGCGGGAUCACCACCGCCGCAACCGUGCACUUGCCAGCAUACUCGAUGAUUGACAGGCCAGACCAAGCCAUCGCCAUCAAAGAGCGCUUACAAGUUGCAGUUUCCGCGCUCGCGGCGUUCGCCGAGAUCUGGCCGCGCGCCAACAUCGCCAAGGGUCAAGUCGCCAAGUUUGCGCGAGAGGUGCUCACCAAGCCGAAUGUGUGUGUGGACAGUACGGGCCCGGGUAUGAUUCCAAGGAUCGCGCCGGAGCCCAUGCCCCAGUUGCAGUAUGACAUGCCGCCGUUCAACAAUGAGCUGUGGAUGGAGAAUUUGAUCGAGACGCAGCCAAAUGUCGGUGAUGGACCCGGGUGUGCGGUGUUUGAUAACUUUACGAUGCCGCAAUUGCAGGAUACUGUGACCGCGAACAUGUCAGCCCUUGAGAGCACGACGACGACAAUGCCGGCACUUCAGAGCGCGUCAUGAGCUGCACGCCACUUGAGGAUAGCGCCGGCUUUCCUCUAUACCAGGCAUCGAUGCAACUGCUAUCGGACGCUUCGUCGUUUGCUGCUAGUAGUGUGGUUUUUGGCCUGUAAGGAAGCUCGCUCUAUCUCUGCCAAAGAAGGUAUCUUGCUUCGCUUCGGUCUCCAACAGAGCCAAUUCACAGUCCUUGCACUACAAACUCUAGCUGCAAUCAGGAACACACCAAUCCAAUCAUGGAAAAGCCCACUCAGCACAAGCGGGGUUAGAGGUUGCUGGUAGUAGCCGGGACACAGAAAAGCCGUGUAUCCCUUGUGAGGAUGUGGUGGUUGAGCUCCGUCAUCAGCCCAGAAUACAGUAGCCAAGAGCGUGCCUCGCUUCUGCCCUAAGGUGACAAAGACAUUGGUUGAGUUGAGGCGACGUACCAAAUUGGGUGCGGUUGGAAAAUUGGAGAACGGCAGACUGCAGGCAAUGGCACGGGUUGAUGAGAAAGGUCCAGAGGCGGAAGAACGGGCAAUAGCAUGCUGGUGGACAGGGAUUAAUACGCCAUUGAUGACCGUGAACGAAGUGUUUGUAUGAUACACCAUGAAGGAAAGGCCUCGCAACCUCGAAGCCGGGUUACCGGCAGCUCAGGUACUAGUAGUUUAUUGUACUGUGUAAUGAUAUCCCACUCUCGCUUUCUUCA